GUUGAAGGCCAGAAGGUGGGCCCCGGGACCAUGCUGGAGCCUGCGCUCACGAUCCUGCCGAUGGGCCGGAGCUGGGCCAUGCGCAUCGCCCAGUCCGCACUGCUGAAUUCGCUGGGCGACUCUGGCAUCGAUGGGUCGCGCCUCGUCGUGGGCGGCAGCCCCGCCUCCCCGCUCGACGAUGUCUCUGGGGUCCGCGUGGCUGGUUAUGUCGACAACUUCGUUGUUUUCGGCCAGGGCCUGGUUAUCGUGGACUCGACGGCGAUGGUCGAGAUAGCGCGGCGGCUCGACGAGGCGUGCGACGCCGCGG
Messenger RNA from Prorocentrum cordatum, 307 nucleotides. The record is from the annotation of a GenBank genome assembly. NCBI's taxonomy places the organism in Eukaryota, Dinophyceae, Prorocentrales, Prorocentraceae.